CCGAGACAAGCCUUGCUUUUGUAUCACACACCCCAAAAGACUUGGGGUCUCUGUGCGGAUGCAUGGACCGCGCCUCAUGGAGGCAUACAUGCUGGCGCUUUUACUGGCACACGCCGCUGGUUUUGAGAACCUACGAGGGGAGCGACUGCUGCAGGAAACCAAUGACACCGCGUCGGUGACCUUGGAGCCAGUCUGCGCUCCGAAGCCAGCUGUGUUCUUUGUGGAUCAGAAGCCGAUGUGCCAGCCCUGUGCCCGUAUCACCAUUGAUGAUCUAGAGAAAAGGUGCAUGUUCAACACUUCCCAAUGUGAUAUGGUGGGCCCGGGCGAGAGCUGCGUCAUCGAUUGCGCAGCACCCUAUGUGCGAGUGGGUCCCACCACCAUGGGACAAUGCCCCGGAGGCAACAGCAUCAAGGACCGACUGCUUUUGUGGCGGGAGCCCAAUUGCACUUGCCCAGAGCCAGAUGCUCAACAGGGCUACGUCAAGGACAGCAACGGUGAGUGGCGCUGUGCCCAAGGGUUUGCUGGAAUGCCCAGGGUGGUCUGCCAAGCAUUGCCAGGCUGCGGUGGGGUUCUGUCCAACUGGGAGGGCUGUGACAAGCUAGUGCCUUGUGCCAUGCCCUCUGUGGACAACUGCAGAUUCGAUGUGUCUCGUUGCACGCAAGUGCCACCCGGGGGGUCCUGCGAGAUCCACUGCCAAGCGCCACUGACGGGGAACCACACAGUGGCAGUUUGCAAGGAUCUCAACACCAAUCCACUGCAGGAGCUCGACUAUUUCCCGCUGACCUGCUUGCUGGAGAGCUGCCCAGAUCCUUCGCCUUGGCCGGCAGGUUACAACAAGACUCCUGAAGGGAAGUGGGUCUGCGCAAACGGCUACAAUGGCACUGCGCGGAAUCGAUGUGAGUUAGGGGAUACCUGGACUGCUGACUGCUCUGCAGCUGCAGCGCUGGCUGGCUGCAGAGAGGUCGUGCCCUGUUUGGCGCCGAGCUUGACCGGCUUGGACCGCUGUACCUACGAUGUCUCGGCGUGCACAUCCGUGGCGCCUGGAGACUUUUGUGAGGUUCACUGUCGAAGCCCCUUCGCGGGGUCGAAAACAGAGGCCUAUUGCCCUCAUGGCAACACUGAUCCUGCUGGCUUGGUCUGGACCCGUCCACCCUGUGGAUUAGAUUCUUGUGAUGAGCCUGGCACUGUGCCAGCCGGCUACAGACGGCAGGGCACUGCUGGCUGGGAAUGUGCUCAGAGCUACACAGGCUUUGCAGAAAAGGUCUGCGAGACCACGGAGAGUUGUGAGAUCCGUGCGGUGCUCCAAGGCUGCUUGCAGCUGGUUCCCUGCGAGGCGGAGCAAUCGGACUGCCGCUUUGACUUCAUCGACUGCAUCAGCGUUCAGCCGAAUGCCCAGUGUCAGGUGAGGUGCAAGGCCCAAAAUGGCUUUGCUGGCAGCGCAACAACAGCGACCUGUCUCCAAGGCAACACUGAUGUGAAUGGCCUGGUUUGGACACCUCCGGUGUGCCAGAUCAGCAGCUGUGACGAUCCACCUGAAGGGAAUGGCUAUGUCAAGUCAGAUUUUGGUUGGGAGUGUGCAGAUGGAUACUCCGGCAGAGUCAACAAGACUUGCGUUUGGAUGGAGGACGAGUGUGUGGCUGUCCCAUUACUCUCGGGAUGUAUCAUGGAGCAACCAUGUCGGCUUCCUGAUUUGGGCGCAGUGCCGUGCAUGUACGAUGUCUCGGACUGCACCAGUGUGCCACCUGGACAGGUUUGCAGCAUUCGUUGCAAGUUGCCGUACCUGGGUCCUUCCGCAGAUUUUGCAUGCCCCGUAGCCAACACAGAUGCGAACCAAAUGCUGCAGGGCUCCUUGCCGCUCUGUGGAUGUGGCGAACCUACGCCACUUCCUCCUGGCUACAAUGUGACACAGGACCAGUUUGACAACAACAAGAUCACCUACUCCUGUGCACAAGGCUAUGGAGGCUAUGCCUUGAAGAUCUGCCAGCCCGGUCCAGCUUGCACAGUUGAUCCUCUGAUGACAGGCUGUGCAAUUCCUUUGACCUGCGAGGCAAUCUGGAUGGACACGGGGUCUGGAGAGGGCAUUGCUCGAGGAGAAAUUCACCUGGGACCUGCUUUGGUGGGCGCUUCUGUGAAUGAGGGCAAUGUGACCGACUACGAAGUCUUCUGGGCGGAUAGCUGCGAAGAGCGAAUGGGUGCAGAGGCCCUAGGCAGAGUGCCAAAGGCAGAUGGCGGUGAGGCAUGCUGUAGGAGCGAUGCAUAUUCAGUGCCAAUCAAUGGUCGCCCACCUUCAGGCGCCACUGGCUGGGUCGUCUACUCGAUCCUGAACUUCAGCGGCCGAGCACCUGUGGGCGUCUUCGUGCCGCUGAACCAGACAUCACUGAACCAAGCCAUCAUUGGGAGCAGCGCCCAUUUUUCCCGGCCAGUUUGGAUGCUGCUGUGUUUGGUUGUCGCACGCAUUGUAUCCUGACCAGCGUAGUGACCUGCGCCUCUGUCGGCUAAACCGGCAAUGCUACGGCAGACCAUCCUGAAGGGAUUUGGUCUGUGAACCGAUAAAAAGCAGGAACCUGUUAUCGAUGC
Molecule: messenger RNA, 2577 nt
Organism: Durusdinium trenchii
Lineage: Eukaryota; Dinophyceae; Suessiales; Symbiodiniaceae
Source: the annotation of a GenBank genome assembly